AGUUAUAAAAAAACACUUUUGACAAGUGUAAUGAAUAAUUUUUAAAAUCAUUAUAAAAAAUAAUAAAUAACUGUUUAAAUUAGACACUUUUUAAAUAAGUGCAAGAAAAAAAUUAAAAAAAAAUUGGCUAACAAAAUCUUUGAUAGAAUUUGUUGACGAUCAAGAAAUGUUGACGUUUCAUAUAAAACUUUUGAGAAAUAUUUAAGAAAAACUUUUUUCAAAAUGUGUUUAGUAAAACUAAAAAAUCGCUAAUUAUAAAAACAAACUUUUAAAGGAAAAAGCAAGUAAGAAAUACUUGCAUUCUAUAUUAAAAGAAAACUAAAUUCUUUACGUUUAAUUUAAAACCAUAAUAAUUUAAAACUCUACGCAACAGAAACAACCAAUCAACUAAACAGAUUUUCACCAAAAUCAACCCCCCCAGAAAAAUAUUGGAAAUAAAUACACGGAUUUAUUAUAUACAUACAUAAAUAAAAAUUUUUGUUGAACAAAAAUUUUAUUGCAAAUUAAAGAAAAAAAAACUUUAAUUAAUUUAAUUAAAUAUUAAAGGAAACUGAAACCAGAAAUAAACAAAAAAGAAAUAUUGAAUAUUAAACUGUUGUUGUAAUUAAUACAAAUAUAAUACAUACACGCAGUCAAAAUGGAUGAAACUCAACAUUUUUGUCUGCGCUGGAAUAACUACCAAAGUAGCAUAACAUCAGCAUUUGAGAAUUUACGAGAUGAUGAAGAUUUCGUCGAUGUCACAUUGGCUUGCGAGGGUCGUAGCAUUAAGGCACAUCGUGUGGUAUUAUCAGCGUGCAGUCCAUAUUUUAGAGAUUUAUUAAAGAGUACACCUUGUAAACACCCAGUGAUUUUAUUGCAGGAUGUAAAUUUUCAUGAUUUACAUUCAUUGGUUGAGUUUAUAUAUCAUGGUGAGGUAAAUGUCCAUCAAAAAUCCUUACAAUCAUUUCUUAAAACCGCUGAAGUUUUAAGAGUUUCCGGCCUCACACAACAACAAGCAGAAGAAACUAAUAGUCAAUUACUUCAAAUACAAAAUCUCGCCAAUAGUGGUAUACGCACACCUAUUAAUACACACCACACCUCUAUGCAGGAUGAAUCACCUAUGUAUCCGCGUAAUAUUGUAGGCUCACCACCGCCACCACCAUUUCCACCCACCCAGUUACCGUUGUAUAAACGUAACAUUGCCAUGAUUAGACGUGAACAGCAUAAUACAUCAACAUCAUCGGCUGAGGAUCCCAAUAAUGUUUUAAAACGUAUACGUAGCUCGGAUAAUGGUUUGCCACCCAGUAAUACUAAUAGUCCCGAUAUACCACAUCCACGCAGUACUUCACCACAAUUAACACCCACAGAUUUUUCCACAAUGAAACACAAUAAUAAUAAUUCACCACCACCAAAAGAUGAGAAACGUAAUGGUUCCUCGCUUAGUGUUAGCGGCAAUAAUGGCAAUGGCUCAAAUACAAAUACCAAUGGCAAUGGAAUCUCUUCAAGUGAAAAAUUAGGCAGUCUUACACCAUCACCUUUGACACGCUCGGCGGACGAUGUUAAAUCGGAACCCAUGGAAUUAGUUUGCCCUAUUAAUAAUGAUAACGAACAUAGCAAUGAUUCGACUGCUGAACAUGAGGUACAUCGUGCCCAGAGUGCUGAUUGUGGUAAAGGUUCUUUGAGUUCGGGAAACGAUGAAGAAAUUGAAAAUACUAUGCCACCACAUCCGGCCUCGGCUCCAUUUCCAUUUUCACCAGGUGAAAAGUUAUUUCCAUCGACCCCAUUUCCACCGUUUUCAAUGAGCAACAUAGAUCCAGCAGCAUUUGCCAAUUUGAAUCCUCAAUUACAAAGUGCUGCCGAAUUAGCUGCCUCUCCCCAAGGUGGAAGCACUAACCUACUCGGUGGCGUUAUAGUACCCGGGGUCAAUUCUAAUACAAGUAGCAACCACCACCACCACCAUCAUUCCACUCAUGCACUACAUCAACAUGAACAUCAUAUGCACAGCCUCCAUCAACAACAACAGCAGCAACAACAACAACAAUUACAACAGCAACAAGGCAAAGAACGUAAUUCCAAUCAACGCGAUAGUGAUUUAGAUCAUGAGCGUGAAAGAGAACGCCAUGGUCAAAGAGCGACGCCUGAUCAAAAGGGUCAACAGCAGCAACAACAACAACAAGGUUCCUUUCCCAAUACCCCCUCUCCCCACCAUCUCCAACCCCCACAAUCCCAACAAUCGCAAACCCCACCACCUCAUCUUUCCCAUGCUCAUUCCCAAUUUGCUUUACAGCAACAUCAAUUAUCAUUGAUGCCCUCUCACCAUUUGCACUCCCAUCAUGAUCUCUCCCCCAGCAGUCAUCAUCACCAUCAUCAUUUGACUAGAGCCCCCUCUCCCUAUGAUCAUCAUCAUUUGUUACAGCACAGACGUUCCUCCUUGUCACCCUCACCCACCGGUCGUUCUUCAAAUACUUCUUCAGCGGCUGGUAUUCUUGCGUCUUCUCGUGCCUCCGAACUGGGUGGAGGUAAUCGUUUGCUAUUACCCCUCCCCCUAAACGCCUGUCAUCGUUGCGAUGUUUGUGGCAAAUUGUUAAGCACCAAGCUCACACUUAAACGUCACAAAGAGCAACAGCAUUUACAGCCUCUCAAUAAUGCCGUCUGCAAUUUGUGUCAUAAAGUUUUUCGCACUCUCAAUUCUCUCAACAAUCACAAGAGUAUCUAUCACAGACGACAAAAACAUCAUUCGUAUUUUCAUCAUGGCUCGGUAGGUUCCGGUGUGGGUUCCUCUGCAGGUCCCGGCAGUCGCCUUCACCAAUCUCUAAGUUCUCUGCAGGCCGCUGCCGCCGCCAAUAAUUCUGCAGUAAAUCGUAAUAAUGAUAAUGCUGUAGCUGCUGCGGCUGCAGCAGCCGCCGCUGCUGCCGAGCUAUUACUCUCGCCCAUUGUAGGUGCUGGCGCUGGUAACGCGGGACCCACCAUGCAAAUGUCCUCUCACCCUCAGCAGUCUUCACCAAAUAUGGUGAAACCUUGUAUGGACUACUUAUAAGAUCAGCAUAAUUUCUUACAACAUCUUUUCAGUUUUGCCAUGAAUCCAGCCGCCACCGGUGCCGGUCCUACACAUCCGGCACUAACAACAAAUCUUACAUCCCCAUCAUCUACGACGAAUACAAAUGAGGCUGGUCUAGUAGCCUCUCUAAACCCGCCGCCACCGCCACAACCACCACCAAUAGUUGAUUUGACACAAAUAGAAAAUUACGCCAUGGGUUCAUGUGAAGAUCCCUAUAGUAGUAUGAAUUUAUUAAAUCAUUAAAUAACAACAGUUAUAAAUAAUAUUUGUCGAAAAUAAUUUCUUGUUAGUGUCCACAAAAUGUCCUCUUUAUGUUCCUCUCCAUAUUUAUUUUGUUUUAUAUUAAAUCUGGCUUAAGUGGUCGUUGCACACAAAGAAAAAAAACUAUGUUUGCAACAAACAUGUACUUGUGUUUGUGAAUAGUAAAUUAUGGUUGUGACAACCAUAUAUAUUGUUUAAAUAAUAAUUUUUCUCUGUGUGUGCAAAUGAUUAGAAGUAAAGCACAAGUCGCUAAAGCAACGCUUUAAAGUUUCAAAAGCUUUGUUUAGAAAAAUUCAAAAAUGUUUUACGAUAAUCAAAACUUUCAGACUUGUGGCAUAAAGUAUACCAUUUCAGAAGAUUUUAAUAUAUUUUCGAACAUCAUCAAACCCUAUAUUUCUCUGAAACCAAAAUAUUAUUUUUAAGAAAACCAUUUACAAAAUUAAAAUACCAUUCAUAAACAUCUGCCGCAACAUCCCUCUCUUACAAAAUCCUACAUACAACUUCCUAAUUUAUUCCUCCUUUUGGAUCUCAAAAACAAAAAAAAAAACUAAAAAACAUACAAAAAAAAAACAAAACUUACAAAGAUUUAUUUUUUAUUAAUAUUUAGGCGAAUUCAAAACUGUGAUUUUUACAAAUAUUUUUUUAAUUUCAUUUUGAAAAAGAAAAAAAAAAACGUAUGAUUGAAAACUCAUAAGAUGAGCAUCAUAUAUAAAUGAUAAAAUUAAAAGAAAAAACCCUAAAAAAUUAAAAUAAAUUAUAUUUAUUAAAAGGGUGCGAUUGAAUAUAAGAAAACCUAUAAAUUUUAUAUAUAAAAAAAUUAAAAGAAAAAGAAAACUUAGUUAAGAACCAUUUUAGUGUAUGAAAAAAAUGACUUGUGCAAUUAAACUCUUUUUCGUUGACAAUACAUUUAAUUUUAAUUUUAUAAAAUAACAAAAAAAAACAAAAUUAAAAUUAUAAAAUAUUAAAAAAAAAGAAAAUUUAUAAAUAAUAGAAAAACAUAAGAAAAUGUAUUGUAAACUUAUAUUAACACAAACAAAACUAAACUAUAUUAUUAAAUUUAAACAAAAAAAAACUAAUUACUUUUAAAGGACUUAUUGUGUAAAACUCAAAAAGAAAGAGAUAGAAAAGAAAUCGUUAAGAUUUAACUGGAUUUAAAAUCAUUGUAAUAUAUUAUAUAUUUUUUUUAGUAACUAAGAUAGAGCAAAGUUUUAUUUCAACAAAUGUAAAUAUGUAUUUAAUACAUUUAAACAAAAGAAACACAUUUACACACACACACAUACAUACAAACGAAAAAAAUCUUAUAAACAUGAGAACCAUUAAGAAAAAAAAAACCAACACCAAACCUUCCAUUAGUAAAUAGAACGUGUGGUAAAGAAUUUAAGAAUUUUUUUUUAUAAAUUAUUCUUAAUCCUUUACUAAGGAUUUAACAUUUUCAUUUUUAUUUAAUAUUUAUUAAUGCAAAAUAUAUUUUGCCUUAUUCUCUAUAUAAAAUUCAUACAAAAACUUUAAACUCUUUGGGAAUUCAAAUUAAAUUUGUUUCUCUCUUCUUAAAUACACAUUUAGACGCCUUAGCAUCUAUUUUGUCCUUACAAAAUUGUUAAAGAUUGUGUUAUUCGUAGUCUUGCCUCUCAACAAACACAAAGGUAUCAAAGACUGUUAUCAUUGCUGAGUAUUAAACUGACAUUUAAACGUCUAAGCACAUAUUACCUUACAAAAGCAUAAAGAUUUUGUUAUUUGUAGUUUUUCCUUUAAACUCUCUGCAAUCACAAAGAUAAGUUAACAAACUUACAUUUAAACGUCUAAGCAUCGAUGUGUCUGUGUUAUUUGCUAUUUUGCCUCUAACUCUUAAAUCUCUUCGCAAUCACAAAGGUACUACGGCUGUUUUCGUUGCUGAGUAUUAAUUUAAACGCCAAAGCAACUAUUUGUCUGUUUAUUUUCUUACAAAACUUACUAAAGAUUGUGUUAUUUGUUAUUUUGAAU
Molecule: messenger RNA, 5278 nt
Organism: Lucilia cuprina (Australian sheep blowfly)
Lineage: Eukaryota; Metazoa; Arthropoda; Insecta; Diptera; Calliphoridae
Gene: br
Product: broad-complex core protein
Exons: 9
Coding region: 638-3016 (792 amino acids)
Biological process (GO): regulation of transcription by RNA polymerase II
Cellular component (GO): nucleus
Molecular function (GO): protein binding
Source: RefSeq, a predicted model, not a curated record